UGCAAUUGGUAACGUCAUUCACGAGUAACCGGUGAGACGUUAAAUAACUAGUUACGCGCCAAACUGUCAUCGGAUUUAUAACCCGUGCAGGAGAAAGAGAGAGAACACGUCCAAUACACGCUCAUAGGAAGAAUGUUUGCCGGAACAAAGUUGUUACAAAAAUAUCUCUCGCCUCAUGUGCCUUUGACCAGUAGAUCAAUGCAUCUCUUGAAGGAUAGCGCGUACGUUAAUGGAAAGUGGGUGCAAGCCAGCAGUAAACAGACAUUUCCUGUUUACAAUCCAGUCGACAACGCCAUAAUUGCUCAAGUUCCUGAUAUGAACGCUGGCGAUGCGCAAGUGGCCGUUGACGCUGCUGCCAGAGCCUUCGAGUCCUUCAGCAGGACCACAGCCAAGCAGAGGAGCGACUUGCUCAGGAACUGGUUCGAUUUAAUGGUCAAGCACUCGGAGGACCUGGCCCAAAUCUUGACCAAGGAGAACGGGAAAUCCCUUGCUGAAUCUAGAACAGAAAUCAGGUAUGGGAAUUCCUUCGUGGAAUGGUUUGCGGAGGAAGCCAGAAGGAUAGACGGGCAGGUGCUGCAAGCCCCUAUAGCUGGUCGAGAAUUGUUCCUGUUGAGACAGCCAGUGGGAGUGGCCGCCUUGAUCACGCCAUGGAACUUCCCGCACGCCAUGAUCACCAGGAAGGCAGGCGCCGCUCUUGCAGCUGGCUGCACAUGCGUGGUGAAGCCCUCCGAGGACACCCCGUUGACGGCACUGGCACUGGCGGACCUUGCGGAGCAGGCAGGCUUCCCCGCUGGGAUCUUGAACGUCCUCACCACAAGCGUGACGAAUUCCGUCGCCGUCGGUAAGGAACUGUGCGAGAGUCCCAAGAUAAGAGUAUUGUCGUUCACCGGCUCCACGACCGUGGGCAAGCUCCUGUACAAGCAGUGCGCCUCUACCAUGAAACGACUCGGCCUCGAGCUGGGCGGCAACGCGCCGUACAUCGUGUUCAAAUCCGCGGACGUGGACCUGGCUGUGAACAGCGCGAUGACCAGCAAAUUCCGCAACACCGGCCAGACGUGCGUCUCGGCGAACAGGUUCUUCGUGGAGGCCGACGUCUUCGACGAGUUCGUCGAGAAAUUCGCGGCGAAGAUCAAGAGCGACAUCAAGCUGGGAGACGGUAGCAAGAAGGGAAUCACUCACGGGCCGCUCAUCAAGAAGAGCCAGUUGGAGAUUGUGAACGAUUUGGUGGAGGACGCGGUUCGGAAGGGUGCCAAGGUACAUUGCGGCGGAACCCCGCUGCCGGAACUCGGGCCACUGUUUUACGCGCCCACCCUGCUGACCGGCGUAACGGCAGACAUGCAGAUCUACAACACAGAGAUCUUCGGGCCCGUGGCCGUAAUCAACGAAUUCAGCAACGAGGAAGAUGCUCUAAGGCGAGCCAACGACACGCCGGUUGGUUUAGCCGGCUACUUCUUCUCGCGAGACGUAUCGCAGAUAUUUCGGGUUGCGCGCAAGCUGGAGGUUGGUAUGGUAGGUAUCAACGAAGGCUUGAUCUCAUGCGCGGAAGCUGCUUUCGGUGGGGUAAAAGAAUCCGGCUUGGGUCGGGAAGGUUCCAGGCACGGGGUCGAGGACUUUCUCGAUAUCAAAUACGUGUGCGUGGGCAAUAUUAAGCACUGAUCGCGCGAGAGUAAAGGUAUGCCUGGUGCAUUUUGAAUGUAGCGAUCAUUGUUGUUCGAUAAUAGAUGUUACAAUGCCAUGCUAGACAAUAAUAAUAAUUUAAUUAUAAUUUAACAUGUGUAAUGUAUAGAAGAAAACGGUUAGUCUUUUUGAAAGAACGUUUUUGAUAUUUCAUGAAGUAAUUGUUCAUAUAGUUUCUAUUUAUUUUUAUGCUUACUGAUAGUUCAAACGAGCGCCUUUCUGUUCUUAUUACAAAUUUUUCUAAUAAUAAUAAAUGUUGAAGGCACAAUGCAUCUCAUUUAUCUCAUUUUAUUUGACUUCAAUUAACUUCUUCAGUUCGAGCAGCUCUAUAAUUUGCAUUAUAUAAACUUAUUGAAAAAUGCAUGUUACACAAUGUUUAUUUUGCAUAUACGUUUAUUGCAAUGUUAUUGUAAAAUAUUAAAUAUAUAUAUAUAGAUAUAUUUCGUAAUAUACGUAUUUGCAUAAAUACCAUUCAGCACUAGUGCCAGAUGAUAUUACGUAACAAGUGAGAAUAUUAAGUUUUUAGAGUGCGAUGUCAAUUAUAUAGUAGUAUAAAAGUAAUAUUCGUAUUUUAUUGUUAUUUUCUAUUUUCCUUACAUCGUAUGUAGAUUUAUAUUUUCUAUAUCACAUGGACAUGCUACAGUACAAAACAAGUCUUCCAAUUGUGUAAAUACGAAGGAUAUAGAUGGAGAAUGUAACAUAAUAUAAGAGAUGCCCGAGGCAUUAAUAUAUCUUUCUGCACAUAUUUUUUCUAUAAGAAUUAUACAGUAUGCUUUAAUUAUUGUAUCUCAAAGUUAUUAUGUAAGAGAGGAACUUCACUGAAAAGUUUAGAUAAUGCGUACAAGAACAAUAACCAGACAAUAUACGAGAUUAUAUAAAAAUAUAGGCUGUGUUACAGGCACUCCAUAUUUCUUUUCCGACUAUAUGCUGCCGUUUUGAAUCUCUUCCCAGAGCUUACCGUACCCUUUUACAGCUUUGUCGAUGAUAACUUUAUAGUCUAGUAUAAAGUUGGCGUAUUUUAACAGUCAGUAAAAAAGGGAGCUUCAUUAUACAUGUCUAACAUUACUUAAUUCAUUAUAAUUCCGUAAUCUUCAUUCUUAAUCUACAAAUUAAGUAUUUGUGACGCAGUGAACAGCGUGUGGUCAAGAAAGAAUAUGGAAUGUGCCUAUAUCUAUAUAUGUAUGAGAAAUUUAUCUACACUGAAAUAAUUGAUAAUCCAGCGUAAGUCUUAAUCUUCCUACUGUUGAAGUGUUUAUUCCGUUACUGCAACCGAUAUGAUGUUGAUAAUUAUAUAUUGUCAAAAAAGAAUGAUUUUUUGUUCCGAGAAAUAAUUACCUACGUUAAUGGGCAGGUAUUUUACAAUUACAUGAUCAUAUUUUAGAAAUAAAGAUAUAUUCACAUGAUGUAAUAGUAAAUAUAAUACAUAUACAUUAAAACAUGUAGCAUAUACAUGUUGUCAAUGAUAGUAUCGUAACCAGAAUAAAACAGUAGCAAGAAUGUCAGCAAUCUGUC
Molecule: messenger RNA, 3189 nt
Organism: Ooceraea biroi (clonal raider ant)
Lineage: Eukaryota; Metazoa; Arthropoda; Insecta; Hymenoptera; Formicidae
Gene: Ssadh
Product: succinic semialdehyde dehydrogenase
Biological process (GO): GABA catabolic process
Cellular component (GO): mitochondrion
Molecular function (GO): succinate-semialdehyde dehydrogenase (NAD+) activity
Source: RefSeq, a predicted model, not a curated record